GCGCGCACUCGGGGAGGGAGGGAGGGAGAGAGAGGGGGGCAGCAGAGAGAGAGAACUCGCGACUUCUUCUUCAUCAUCCCCCUCGCUCGCUGCUCCGCUCGAGUCAAAGGGGGUAGGCGGACAUCUCCUCGGCCCACAUCGGUCUCCUCCAGUACAGGAGCCCUGUGGAAGAGACCCCCCCCCCCUAGUCUCGGAUACCCUCUCUAAGAACUCCUUUUGGGACUGAUCUCGACUCUCGAGGAGCGGGGACGACUCUCUCGGAGCCCUGCUAAGGAAGGGAGCCUGCCGAAGGUACCUCUCUCGGACCCCUGCCGGACCCCUGCCGGAGAGGGACCCAUCGCUUCAAGAGAGCUGCAAGUGGGAGGAGCGGGGGUGAGCGGAGACCCCGGGACUGCUACUUGCGGGAACGCGAGGCUGCGUGGAGACUUUGGGGUCCGCAACAGGGGUCCUGACCCCGCUACGACCGGGGGGUCCCGCGACCCUCUCGCCGCUGGGAGGAUGAUGUCUCUGCUGCUUAUCCGAUCUCCGUUUCUCUUCCUCGUGGUACUCGCGUUCACGCAGGAACUCUCCUUUACAGCCGUCCGGUCAGGGCAGGGGUCCCGCGGCUCACCGGGGGGGUGCCGGAACGUCCUGCGGGCCCCGAGCGGGGGGUUCACAUCCCCCGGCUACCCGUCGGCGUACCCGGCCAGCGCACGCUGCCGCUGGGAGCUGCGCGCGCCGCGGGGCUUCGUGGUGCAGCUCACGUUCAGCGACUUCCAGCUGGAGUCACAGGGCGGCUGCCUCUACGACAACAUGACGCUGCUCGACAGCGACGGGCGCGCCCUUGGCACCUUCUGCGGCAUCACGGCCAACCACCUGAGCGUGAACUCGACGGGCAGCUCGCUCACCGUGCUCUUCCAUUCCGACUUCACGGUCUUCAAACGGGGGUUCAGUGCCGUCUACCGCCAAGUGGCUAGCAACAUGCUGAGUAGCAAGGCGCUGUUCAAGAAUAACAGCCUGAAUGAGACUGCGACGUCGCAGGGGAUCCUGAUAAUCAAGGAGGCGUUGACGGUCUGCGUCAAACUUCGCGUCGCCGCAGAGGACAUGAAGCCAAGGCAGUUGUCUACGGUGUUCUCCUACCAGAAAAUAAAAUAUACAAAUUAUGCACUGGGCAUGGACGUGGUGCUGUUGCCUCCUUCCCGUGUGGAUUUUCAUCUUAGCGGGUAUAUUUACGCCUUUUCAAUUCCAGAAGGGAAACAAUUGAGCGGAGGCCACUGGCACAAGCUGUGUGUGACGGCCAACACGAGCUCUAUUUAUUUUUUCCUCAAUGGAACGUAUGUUGGUCAUUUAACAUAUAAUCCGAGAAGUCCCUUGAGUGGAAAUGGAAGCAUCAGCGCCGCUCAAGCCACGACCACCUCCCAGGUUCCCGGGGGAGGCGCCGGCGCGCCGGCAACGACCACAGCGGGCAAAGUCAAGACCAACCACGGUAACACGAACGCGCCCGGUCAAAUAAAAAAAACCCAACCCGGGGCCGACACCGGCAUCGCAGACACCACCUCGAGCAUCACCGCCGCUUCCAACACCUCCUCCUCCUCCGCUGCCGCCGUCAACAACAACAGCGCGUCCGUGCUGCAUUCGUCGAGCCCGCUGGUGAAUGCCGGAGGCAUCCUGUACCUGGGCCGCGGGCAGAACCUGGACGGCACGUUGACGGGAGACAAGGCCUUCAAGGGGGAGCUGUACGCGUUCCGCCUGUGGGGCGAAGCCUUCAACGAGAGCGCCGUGGAGAGCGCCGACUGCGAGUCUCCGGGUGGCGCGCUCGUGGACUGGGUGGACACACACUGGAACUGUUCGCAGGACCUCCUCGUCGAGGACCACAACCUCCCGUGCGGGAACAUGAGUGGCAACGGCUCCCAGCCCAAACCGACAGGAUCUGCACAAACGACGACAUCGCACACCAAUUGCACAGAUGGCAAUGGGUGCAUCACUCGUCCCAAUCCCUACAUCCCGACCUUCGAGGAGAUCAAGAACAUGAACAUCACAGCUGACAACGUGUAUGACGUCGCCCAGGCGCUGUACGCUCGCACGCAGAAGACAGGCGCCCAGUUCAACCAGGAGCAGCUGCAGAUCACGGUGGACACCCUGCAGCGCGCCUUGCAGGUUGGCCUCGUGCAGUCGAACUUGGCCUCGACUAUGUUGGGAGUCAUCAGUAACAUGAUGGACGCACAGGACAGCGAGCUGGCUGCCGUGGCAACCAAGACGCUUCAUACGGUGGACUCGUUGAGUCUGAGUCUGAAUGUGUCGGGGAACAUGAGCGUGUGGGCCACACACCUGCUACUGGCAGUCGCCGAAUCACAGCCCGUGGGGCCCCCACGACCUAUCUUCUUUGGAGUGGGGCCCCAGAACCAGCAGAGCCAGGAUGUGAUCAGCCAUGAGCUGUCGAGCAACUUGCAGAUGUGGGUGCAGCUACCGGCCGCGCUGCUGCAGAGGCACAACAGCAGCCGAGCUCACUUCAACCUGUACAGCAAGACGGGCGGCCUCUUCCCCGCCCCGGGCCUGGUGAGCCCCGUGAUAGCGGCGACGAUCGGCAACGAGAGUCUGGUGAACCUGACGGAGAACGUCACCGUCUCACUCUCCUACAACGUCAGCAAGGCCACUGGGAUGUCAUACAAGUGUGUCUUCUGGAACUUCAACAAGAACGGAGGUCCCGGGUGGAGCCAGGAUGGAUGUGAGGUCAUCAGUUCUAACGCCAGCCAGACCACGUGCAGCUGCAACCACCUCACCCACUUCGGCAUCCUGCUGCAACUCAACGACGACCCCACACCUAAGGAGGACGAGAUGGCACUGACGUUCAUCACCUACAUCGGCUGCGGAGUGUCCUCCAUCCUGCUCGCCAUCACCCUGCUCACGCACAUCGCCUUCGAGAAGUUGCGGCGAGACUUCCCGUCGCGCAUCCUCAUGAACCUGUGCGCGGCGCUCCUGCUGCUGAACCUGGUGUUCCUGCUGGACCCGUGGCUGGCCUCGCUGGCCAUACCAGGCCUGUGCGUGGCUGUGGCGGCGCUGCUGCACUACGCGCUGCUCGCCUCCUUCACGUGGAUGGGCCUCGAGGCGCUGCACAUGUACAUCGCCCUCGUCAAAGUGUUCAACACCUACAUCCGCAGAUACAUCCUCAAGUUCUGCAUCGCCGGAUGGGGGAUCCCGGCGGUGGUCGUAAGUCUGGUGCUCGCGAUCCAGAAGGAUAUAUACGGACUCGUAGCGUACUCGCGCUCCACCAACUCCACACAAGACUCAUUCUGCUGGUUCCGGCACAACGGCGACGCAGCGUUCUACGUGACGGUGGUGGCCUUCCUGGGCGUGGUGCUCUGCAUCAACCUGGCCAUGUUCGUCGUGGUGCUCGUGCAGAUCUGCAGCAUGAAGAGCUCGCGCGGCGCCGCCGGCGACUGGCGCUCCGACGUGCUGCGCGACCUCAAGGGCUCCGUGUCGCUCACCUUCCUGCUGGGCCUCACCUGGAUCUUCGCCUUCUUCGCGUGGGGCCCCGCCAAUCUGCCCUUUAUGUACCUCUUCUGCAUCCUCAACACGCUGCAAGGAACAUUCAUCUUCGUGUUCCACUGCGCCAUGAAGGAGAAUGUGCGCAAGCACUGGCGCCGCUACCUGUGCUGCGGCCGCUGCCGUCUGCCCGACAACUCCGACUGGAGCCGCACGGGAACGAACUACACGAAGAAGCCGGGAGGCAACCAGGUGACCAAGUCGAUGUCCAGCAACUCGACCAACUCGAGCCAGGUGUCCACGGGGCCCAGCAGCUCCUCGCAGAGCUGCCUCGUGGUGCCACGCCGCAAGAGCAAUGCCGUGCGCUCGGAGCCCUCGUCCACCAUGUACGACAACGGGGAGCCCGUGUACAGCAGCAUCGAGGAGAGUACCGGCAGCGGUGCCGGCCAGCACGGCCAGCCCCUGGCGCACCUGCCCAGGGGGGGCGGCACGAGCUAGCCGACCACGCCACACAACCGCCACUUCCCUCCCCUUCGCGCCUCCUCCACAUCCUCCUCCCAGCCACUCGUCCCCGCGCCCUCCUAGGAUCUUGUAAAUAUCAUUGUCAUCCUCACAAUCGUCAUCGUCACGAUCGUUGUAGUCGCUUUCGUCCUCACGCCUCCUGCCGUGCGUGCGCGUGUCGGGUGGAGAGGCGGUUGGCACGCUGCGCUACGAACCCAGCGGCCCAAGUUCCGAUUUCUGCUAAUGGCCACCAACACCGGUGGCGAAUAUUUUAACCGGUCCAGGGCCUCGCCUAGGUUGACUCAAUUGAAUACCUGGCGCAGUGUGCAAAUAUCAGUAAUGGGGAGACAAAGGCGACCGAGCGUGGUGCUGGCCAUCUACCGCCUGGUGUGCCGUUUGCGGCCCCACCGGUUGAUAGAGGCCCGACGGGGGACCGCGUGUCGGGGCACCGGCGGCUCAAACUCCACCGCCGACCGGGAAAUCUGCGUGGCUCUAGGGGGGGGGGGGGUCCGGCUAAGGGAAGCGGAUGGAGGACUUGUUAGGACUGGUUAGGGGGUCUGGCUGUCUGGGGGGGGUCUGGCCAGCAGACUCCCCGGUGCCUCGCAGAGGUCAUGGCCCACGGCCCAGGGUUCGUGUAGGACGGUGCCGCACGGAGAGACGGUGCUGGGAGCCACGGGGACGGUGCCGGGCAAGCCACACCCCCUGCGGCACAGCCGAGGGAGGGAGCAGGGUUACACCGGACUCGUGAACUGGGUUUGAGUUGAGCCGUGGUGUCGGUGUCGAAUGUGCUUUGUGCGUGUGUCUGUGUACACGUGUGCGAGUGUGUGCCAUGUCUCUGUACAUAUCGUCCGUCUAUUUAUUUGUGAAAAAUGGCCACGGUUUCCGGGCUAGAGCUUCUCUCACACCGAGCGGGAUUCCUCUCCAGGGUGUCUGCAACUUCCACAAUCACUCUUCCAUGUCCGUGAUCACUCUUCAUUGUCUACGAUCACUCUUCAAUGUCUGUGAUCACUCUUCAGUGGCUGUGAUCACUCUUCAAUGGCCAUGAUCACUCUUCAAUGGCCAUGAUCAUUCUUCAGUGUCCACGAUUGUUCACCCAGGUCGGUCGUGACCAGUACGUGUAUCAGCCGGACUGGGAAGCGGGAUGUACCCAUCUAAUAGCAUGCGUGACCAUCGGUUAUUCACAGUUCAUGCAGAUGACACGCUAAUGAUGCAUUUAGGCUCACGAUGUAUUUAGGCCAAUAGGUAGGGGAAGGGUGUUAAAGAGUUAUUUGAACGUCACAGAUUUGGCCAGAUCGCUUCGUGGGCAACGUUAGUUUCCCCGCGGGCAACUCCGUUCCCAGGUUCCGCACGGCGAAGUGCGCUGGGACCCUGCAGGGGCACUGAAAGCUCCGUGCCAAUUCAGAGGAAGGUGCGGCCCUCGGGUGAGAGAGCACGCGCUUGCAUACCGCGGGAUGUGGGGCGCCGAUUCAAAUGAAUCACCGCACUUCGGGUCACGAGGGACGUGUUGUGCAAUCGGCAGGAGCGGGCGGCGUGCAAGUCGGAUGAACGGAGAUCGGCGAAACACGGGACGGGGGGGGCGCGUGCCAUGUGGGCGUCGUGAGGCCUGGAGGCUCGUGCCAGACGUCUAAUUGUGCUCUGUAGGGCGGCUCGCAAUUGAAACAUUGCAAGUUCAAAUCCCGGUAUGGAGUGGACCCAGCCCAUCUUGCCACCAUUCAGGGUCACGUUCCCAAAAGCCCUCGAUCAUUACUGUCAUAACGAGCUUCCCAUAAUUUCAUUAUUAGGUGGCUUUGUAAAUGUUGUCGGGGGAGGGGGUAUUAAGGGGGGGGGGGGACCCGAGGGACGAAAUGUGACGUCACGGUUCCCAGCCAAGGCUGAAAACCUGUCGGGCUUGUGCCGUUGCGUAACGUGUGAAGACCACGCGUUCAAACCCCCCAGUGUAAUGCCCGUAAAUUACUAAUAUUUGAUUGUAAAAUAACCUAAAUUAUUACCAUUAAGUGCAUUGCGCCUAUAGCGUCCCCCACCCAUCCUCCCGGCUGUAGCAUCGUCGCGUCUUGCCCACACAGUGUUCAUUGCGUGACUCCUACCACCCUCGUACUUUUCAAAGACAUCAUUGCGGGGACCCCAAUGCCCCUCCCGCCACCAGCGAAUUGUUCCAAUCGAACCCUUUCGUUGCACGAGAUUGUCGCUGAACGAUUCGUAGUUGACUGUGCGUUAGGCCACCCACGUAGUCAUGAUUCGGUCAAAUUUCGUGUCGCGAAACCCACCAUCACCUGACGCAAGUAAAUUCAAUUGUCCACAG
Petromyzon marinus (sea lamprey) is the source of this 6262-nucleotide messenger RNA. Its product is annotated as adhesion G-protein coupled receptor G2-like. NCBI's taxonomy places the organism in Eukaryota, Metazoa, Chordata, Hyperoartia, Petromyzontiformes, Petromyzontidae. The record is from RefSeq and is a predicted model, not a curated record. Gene Ontology annotation, molecular function: G protein-coupled receptor activity. Gene Ontology annotation, cellular component: plasma membrane. Gene Ontology annotation, biological process: adenylate cyclase-activating G protein-coupled receptor signaling pathway; cell surface receptor signaling pathway.